CAGGAACGGACCUGGACAGAUCCCGGUGUCUGUGUGUGUGUGUGUGUGUGUGUGUGUGAGAGAGAGAGAGAGUCAGUGUGUGUCUGAGAGAGGAGUUUAUCAGCGGAGGACUGACUGAUAUAAUGACUUCUCCGCUUUGUGCUGGACUGUGUCCACUACGUGUCCAGUAGGAAGGCGUCUGGUACGCAGCCUCUCCUCUUCCUCUUAAUCACUGAACAUGUGGAGCAGAAACGUGGAGCGGAAAACGUUUUGUUAACCCGAGUUCCGGUGAAACAUUUUUUUUUUUAAAAGUUGGUGGAGUUUUUGUAAGCUCUAGUGCAGAGGCGGUGUACCGGGAACGGACGUGGAGUCGGAGUUGGCGUUCAGAGCCGGUCACGUGAGUGGGUGAGUUAGUGAGGUGUGUGCUGUGGACCGGUGGGAGGUUCGGUCUCCGGGGACGCUCGCGGCGCUUUUGUCCUCCUUUACCUGUCGGGUGACUGAAAGCUGAUCUACCGACUCGAGUUCUCUUCAUCUAACGAGCAGGACACAUCAUGAACCGGCCUCGGGAACAUCCUGGAACCGGCUUCGCGGAACUGACCUUUCUGUGUCUGACAUAAGAGUAUGAAUAAAACAACGAUGAUUAUGAAGAAGUUAUCUUUAACAAACUAGGAAUACAUUUACGCCUGGGAGCGCGCGCAUCCGUAUCAUCGAAGUAACUUUUAAAACUUUUCGCUUAUUUAUUUAUUAUUAUUGCUAUUUAUUUUCAUCUCAGAAAUGGCUCUGUCGCAAAUCCAGUGUCUAGACGACAACCACGUGAACUGGCGCGUGAGCGAGUCCAAGCCGGAGUUUUUCUACAGCGAGCACCAGCGGCUCGCGCUCGAGGCUCUCAUCUCCGGCGGCCGCGAGGCCUUCGAAGCGUACGUGAAAGAGCACGAGCUGCGGCCCUUCCUGUCCGAGCCCGAGCUCGAGCGUCUUUCCAGCUCCGUGGAGGACUACCGGCCCGGGUCCGAGCAUCCCAAACCCGACACGGCGGACAGAGAAGAGCGCGCGCUGUCGCUGCAGUACUGGCCCGACCGCUCCGACAUUUCCAUACCGGAUUUAGACCUGGGCUGGCCGGAUUGUAACUCAUACCGCGGAGUCACGCGGGUCAACGUGUACACGCAGCCGCCUGUGGACGGCCAGACGCACAUCAAGGAGGUGGUGAGGAAGACCAUCGCGCAGGCGCAGAAGCUCAUCAGCAUUGUAAUGGACAUUUUCACCGACGUGGACAUUUUCAAGGACCUCCUGGAUGCCGGCUUUAAGAGAAAAGUGGCGGUGUACAUCAUCAUCGAGCAAUCGUCCGUCAAGGACUUUCUGCACAUGUGUGAGAGAGCGGGAAUGCACGGAGGACACCUGAAGUAUCUUCGGGUCCGCUGCAGCGGAGGCUCCGAGUUCCACACUCGUUCGGCCAAAAAAAUUCAAGGUUUACUGAAUCAGAAGUUCAUGUUCGUGGACGGGGAUCGGGCCGUAUCCGGAUCAUACAGUUUUACAUGGACAGCUUCCCGUUUGGACCGCAAUCUCAUCACGGUCCUUACCGGACAGGCAGUGGAAACCUUCGACAAGCAGUUUCGUGAGCUCUACUUGAACUCCCGUGGCGUCAACCUGUCUAAAAUCCGUCUGCUUGACCUCCCUGAGCCUGAUCCCAUCCCUGUCCCUGUACCUGCCUCGGUCCCAUCAGCUGCUGUUGCCAGGAAACUCAUCAACCCCAAAUAUGCCUUGGUGGAGACGGCAAGCCGAACAUCGUCAGACAAAGACCCGAGUCAGAAGGAUACCUCGCAGAAUCCCUUGCCUCUGCCGGUUAAACGUCACCGUGAGGCAAUUGAUGAACAGCCCAAACACCCGGGGCUCAUAGGGUUACCAAAGGCAGAGCUCAUUCCAUACCUGCCUACAUGGCCAGAACCGGACCCACCUAGUGAUGUCAUUGGUUUUAUAAACAUUCGGGACACGAGCAAGCCGCUGCAGCCACACUUGAUGCGCUCGCAGCUGUUUGAAACAUCACAGGCCAUUCGUUUUAAGGACCCUUUUAUCGCUCCACCAGAAGAGCCACUGCCUGAAAAGGCAAGUCCACGUGUUAGAGGUACCCACAAUGCCAAAACAAAACCACCAGACACUCGAGUGUUACCAGAGGACAAACCUGAAGGAAAGGUUCCACUGGAACCCAAGUUGCCACCUGCACCCCCAGACACUGCAAGCUCUGACAAGACUGAUUCACCUCCUAAAACAACAGCGCCUCCUCCUCCUCAGGAUGAAGCACAGACUCAAAGACCUCCUCCAGGACCUCCUGUGCCAAAGCCACGCACCCUACAGCUGGUAAUGACUGCAGGUGAUGGACCAGAAAAUGUGCAAGUCAGCAUGGUCAAGAGAAACGACAUGAAACCUAAUGAGACAUCCAGCUUGGAGGAGUACAGGGAAGCCCCUGAGGCACAUAAUUCAGCAUCUGCCAAUCAGGAUUCAGACAACAAAACUAAAGACAAUGACACGGACAGUAACAAAAGUCUUAAAUUAGCCCAUUCGACACAAGACGAGGGCUCCACAGCAUCAGAUGAGUACUACGAGUGUACCGACCCCGACCACAGCAGGCUUGCUAAUGGCGGACUCAUCGGCUCAGGACGACUCCCUGAGAACGCCCCUGUGAAUUUAAUGGCACGAUUCUCACAAUCCAUGCUGGACCUGAGGCCGGAUAAAAGCGCAGAUCUGGACCCCACAGACAGGAACUUGCUGAAUGUACACAGCAGAUACACAGGAAAGGUGUAUCAUCCAAUGGAAAUCCCUUCCAUGCGUGAACCCUACAACAGAGCCAAAGUAGUGAUCGCCAAACCAGGGGUGUACCAUCGCCCUCCGAAAAGCAGCACCCGGGUAAUCGGAGGGCACCGAUACUGGCAGGGCAAACUCUCCAUGCCGCAGCACGAUGUGGGCCGACCGAGCCGCUCACCCAACAGGAGGAUCCCGCCCGGAGGACUCAAAACCAGCCAAUCACCGACUCAACGGAUCUCUCACACGCACUCCCCUUCACCACGGAGGAACGACACGCAGAUGCCGCUAGGAAUCCAUAUUUCUAAACUCUCCAGUCUCCGACACCUCAGGGAAAGGGUGCCGGGAGUCAUGGGUGACAAAAAAGUCGCACACGGACGCAAGGAAAAUUAAAAAAAAAAAGCAGAAACAACGUAUGCUAAUUUACAUUAGCAUGUGACUACUACAAAUCUAAAUUCUUUUUGGUGUUCUCAACUGAAUGCAAAUUAAUUCUGAUGCCCUGAGGUACUUUUGGACCAAUCCUGUGGUGCAGGUUGGUGGACUUUCAGGACUUCAUGUGGUAUUUCCGGAUCUUGCUUUCAAAAUGGUGGAGGCAGGUUAAAGGAAAAUGGAAGAACUUUUAAUAAUAGUGGCCUUUCUUAUCAUGUACUGGUCCAAAUGAUUUGGUUCGUAUCGUCGGUUGCUUUUGGAAUGUAAUCUCUACUGUUUGAAUGUGGAUUUACAGCCAAAAUCGUAGCACAUUACACUGACUUGCAGUUUAGCAUGUACUGGACUCUUGGUGUCUAACACACCAUGUUAAGGGGCUGCUGUGAAUUGGAAUGGUGAUGGAUUUGGGAUCAUAGUGGGUGAACAAGAUAACAAGUAUGUUACAAACCAGUUUAUUUUUGUGUAAACACAAAAAAAAAAAAACAAUACGAAAGCAAACUACAGUGUUGGAACCUUAUUCCGUCAUCGCACACAAACGAUUUCCACGUCAUUUUCACUCAAACAGAUUUUCCCUUUCAGAGGAGAUCAGAUUUUAUGAAAUAGGUGUUAAAUAUGAUUGCUUAUAUUUGUUAAUGGUACAUCUCAGAGCUUUACCAGCUGAGGUAAGGUAUUUAAAGUUAGGAGGGAAAAAAAAACAUUUUCUUAAAUU
This is a messenger RNA of Hemibagrus wyckioides, 3904 nucleotides long. It is a transcript of the gene sack1gb, whose product is annotated as protein FAM83G. The transcript has 5 exons. The record is from RefSeq and is a predicted model, not a curated record. NCBI's taxonomy places the organism in Eukaryota, Metazoa, Chordata, Actinopteri, Siluriformes, Bagridae. Bases 754 to 3162 code for a protein of 802 amino acids.